AUGGAGAAGGAAUUGGAUUUAACACUUAGGCUGGGUCUGCCAAGUCCUACUGUUGAGACACAUCUGAGCUUAAACACUCCCAUCACUGAUCAGGGCAACAACGUCGACCGUAACCGCCGAGACAACAACAACAACGACGGCGAGAAUCGUGGCCGCCGUCACGUUCUCAGGAACGAGACCAACGAAGAAGAAGGUGGGAGAAUGAACAUUGAUGUCAAUAUCAGAUACUACAACUUAAUCUUCAACCACUUCUCCGGCGUUGGAGAGACCUUAAACUUUGCUUCUUCCUCGAUGCAACCGUCUCCAGCUCCGGCACAGGAGACUCCUACGGGAAGUGACUAUGUUCUGAUUGAUGUCCCAGCUAAGAGAGCACGUCGUAACGCAAACGCAAACGCAAAUCCAGGGCAUUUGGGCUGCUGCGGCUGCUGUUUAGCAGGAAGGUUUAACGAGACGAGGAAGUGUACGAACUUGAACUGCAACACAACUAACACUCCUAUGUGGCGUAAGGGUCCUCUUGGUCCUAAGAGUUUAUGCAAUGCUUGUGGGAUAAAGUUCAGGAAGGAGAAAGCGAAGAGCUGCAAUGGAACUGAGUGA
Eruca vesicaria subsp. sativa (arugula) is the source of this 594-nucleotide messenger RNA. NCBI's taxonomy places the organism in Eukaryota, Viridiplantae, Streptophyta, Magnoliopsida, Brassicales, Brassicaceae. The record is from the annotation of a GenBank genome assembly.